UUUGGACGUGCCGUCGACAUUUUCCCCAACUCGGGAAACCCCGGGUGGUCUAUACUGGCACCGCGGCUUGGAGAACGGGCUGCGGACCAAUUACACCAACGGAAGCGGCGCCACACAUGUAGACAUAGACAUACACGUUGACGAGAUGCCACUGUAUAAAAAUCUGUCACAGGUAUCUUGGACCAUCCUGGGGAUGGUUCAGGAUCCGGUUCAGCAAACAGAGCCGUUCGUGAUCGGAACCUACACCGGAGAGAAGUGUCCCCAACGGAUGCGCGAUUUUCUCCGUCCGUUGGUGGACGAAGUAAAUUCCUUGAAUGGACAAAACGUCACUAUUAAUGCGGCCUCCGUCAGGAUCGACGGAUUUAACACAGAUCACAGAGCACUGUGUUUAAUAAAAGAAGUCCAAGAAGGCUCGCAACUGGCUUGCCACAAGUGCGAAGCCAUUGGCUGGCAGGCACAUGGUGGCAUGGUGUACCCCAUCGAAAAGGGUGCACAAAGAACCGACGCGGGUUUCCGAGAGCUCCGAUACUUUGGCCACCAUAAGGAAGAGCUCGUUGGCGAGGGUGAAAACCAGAGGAUGGUCGCAAUACAAUCGGCUUUGGUAGGCAUCAAUUAUAUCGAUAUGGUAGAAGAUUUCAGAAUCGGAGAUGAAGAACACCUGUUGCACACAGGUAUUUUUGUAAAUUUGCUUGAAAAUUUAAUGAAGGGAAAUGGUAGAGAGAUUUUACCGAUAGAGCAGAGAAAAUUAGAGAAAUUGAAUCGUCGGUUGAUGAGAACAACGCUACCGUGCGAAUGCUCUCCCCGCCACUUUGUUCCAAUAUCUAAAGAUUUGGCACAAUAUCUUCUUAAUCGACUUUAUUUAGGCAAUUUAAUGAAGUAUGUAGGGAUAACGUUUUUCAAAGAUGCAAUGCAGCCAGAGCUGUUUGAUAUGUUCAUACGAGUUUAUUGGGGCAUGUCCCUUUUAAGCUCGAGCUACUUCAGAGCGCAUUGGCCGGUGGCGGAAAUUUUUUUUAGCCAAUUUCUAUCCUUGUACAAGGAGAAAUUCGGCCAAAUAAGUUAUAAGUUUCAUUGCCUGACUCAUCUUGUGGAAGAGGUCACACGAUUUGGGCCGUUAAAGAGAAAUUCGUGCCGGCCUUUCGAUAACAUGCUGAACUCCCUCCGGCACGUGGUGGACAGGCGGCAAUCGGCCCUGGACCAGGUGAGUAGUACAUUGCUUCUCCGGGAAGCUGCUUUCCGGAAGUCCGGAAAUGCGCCUAAUUUCCCUCUUAGCACUAAGUAG
Messenger RNA from Anopheles bellator, 1279 nucleotides. RefSeq lists its product as uncharacterized. NCBI's taxonomy places the organism in Eukaryota, Metazoa, Arthropoda, Insecta, Diptera, Culicidae. The record is from RefSeq and is a predicted model, not a curated record. The transcript is spliced from 4 exons. The coding region runs from base 146 to 1279 and encodes 377 amino acids.